This is a messenger RNA of Acanthosepion pharaonis, 585 nucleotides long. NCBI's taxonomy places the organism in Eukaryota, Metazoa, Mollusca, Cephalopoda, Sepiida, Sepiidae. The record is from the annotation of a GenBank genome assembly.
AUGAUUCCAUUUAUAUCCGCUUCUUCACCUAUCUCUCUCUCUUUCCACCCCUCUCUCUUUCCAUCUACUCUCUCCCUCUCUCUCUAUCCACCUCUCUCUCUAAUUCCACCCUCUCUCUUUUCACCCCCCUCUCUCUCUUUCCAUCUCUCUCUUCCUACCUCCUCUCCUUUUCCACUUCUCUCUCUAUUUCCACCCUCUCUCUUUCCACCCUUCUCUCUUUCCACCCUUCUCUCUUUCCACCUCCUCUCUCUCUCUCUCUAUCCACCUCUCUCUCUAAUUCCACCCUCUUUCUCCCUUUCUACCUCUCUCUUUUCAUCUCUCUCUUCCCACCUCCUCUCUCUAUUUCCAACCUCUCUCUUUUCACCCUCCUUUCUUUCCACCUCCUCUCUCUCUAUCCACCUCUCUCUAAUUCCACCCCUCGUUCUCUUUUUUCCUCUCUCUCUCUCUCUCUUUCUAUCUCUCUCUUUUCAUCUCUCUUCCUACCUCUCUCUCUCCCUUUCCACUUCUCUCUCUAUUUCCAACCUCUCUCUUUUUACCCCUCUUUCUUUCCACCGCCUCUCUCUCUAUCCACCUUUCUCUCUCUAA